AAAACACCCGGAAGAGAGCAAUGGCUCUUGCAUUGCAAAUCUCCAUCACAAGAGUGCCUGUGACCUGAAUUUAAUAAGGAAUAAUGUGAUUCUCGAAGAUAAAGAUCCAUGCAAUAGUUCUAGAUCUAUAUUCUUGUUUGAAGAGCAUCUUGAAGUACAGAGAUCACCUAGUUCUACACCAAGAUGGCUUCAAUAAUGGUGAAUGGGGGGCCUCCAACCCCUGAUCUUGUGGAAAUAAUGAGGCUGCUUGAGAUGGGUCUUGUCACCACCAUCUUUUUUUAUCGCAAACGCCCGGAGAGGAAAACUCUGAAGGUUAAACUCGAGAGCAGGCAGUUAAUGUGGAUUAAAACUCAAGCUGGACGCCCUGAAGGUGUAGCAAGUUUAAGAGAUGUAAAAGAAUUUCGCUGUGGCAAAAAUUCAAGAGAUUUUGAAAAAUGGCCAGAAGAAGCCAAAAAGGUUGACAGUCGCAUCACAUUUACUAUAUAUUAUGGGAAUGAUUUCAAGUUGAAGUCACUUUCAGUUGUUGCCAAUGAUGCUAAUGAGUUUGGUAUGUGGCGUAAAGGUUUAGACUACUUGGUAAAAGAGUCCAAAGAAGCCAGCUAUCAGCUGCAGGUGGAAAGAUGGCUACGUAAAGAAUUUUAUCUGAUGGAGAAAUAUGGUUCAUAUAUACUGACGUUGAAAAACUUGAAGGCCUGGCUGCCCAGAAUAAAUUUCAAGAUGCCAACCAAUCGAUUGCGAGAAAGGUUUCAGGAGUUUGACACUGAGAGUAAAGGAGAAAUUAACUUUGAACAGUUCUCUGCCCUCUACAAUAAGUUAAUCCAUGUAACUUCUAUUAUAGACGACAAUUUUAGCAAGUAUUUUGAAGUGUAUGGAGAGGACAAGAGAAUGAGAGCAGAGAGUUUUCAACUGUUUUUACUUGAAGAACAAAAGGAAACCAAAGCUAAUGAUUUAUCGUAUGUGAAGGAACUUAUGCUGGGUUUUCUAGAGGAUCCAGUCAGAGCGGCACGAGGAACUUACUUUACUCAGCAAGAGUUUGAGAAGUACCUGUUCUCCAAUCACAACCCAUUGUAUGAUAGCAAGUUUGAAAGUGUGACUCAAGACAUGAACCAACCUUUAACCUCCUAUUGGAUAGCUUCAUCCCAUAACACAUACUUAACAGGGGACCAGUUGUAUAGCAGUUCAUCGCCUGAAGCUUAUGCCAGAGCUUUAAGAAUGGGUUGCCGGUGUAUUGAGUUGGACUGCUGGGACGGCCCUGAUGGAUACCCCAAUAUAUACCACGGUCACACGCUCACCUCCAAAAUAAAAUUUUUAGAUGUCCUCAAAACCAUCCAUGAUCACGCUUGGGAUACUUCUGAGUAUCCUCUUAUUAUAUCAAUUGAGAACCAUUGUAACCUCAGCCAGCAGAGAAAUAUGGCUAUAGCAUUCAGGGAGACUUUUGGUGACAAACUUCUUAUGGAGCCUCUGCAGAAAGAUGCAGUGUUGAUGCCAUCACCAAAUGAACUCAGAUUCAAGAUUAUCUUAAAGCAUAAGAAAUUACCUGAAUGGGUUGAUGACAAUGAAUGGCGCUAUGCAGUAUCCUCUGAAGACAGUGGCACCUUGGAACCUGAUCUCAGUUCAUCUGUAAAAAAUGGAAUUUUAUAUUUGGAAGACCAGAAUGAAGGAACUUGGCAUCCUCAUUUCUUUGUGUUGUCUGGAAGCAAAUUAUUUUAUGCAGAGGAGACUCCAACAGAACAGGAUGAUGAUGAGGAUGAUGAGGGUUCAGUAGAGGGCCGUCCUGUUGAUGAGCUUCACUACAGUGAGAAAUGGUUUCAUGGCAGAUUGGAAGGAGGGCGAAAACGGGCUGAAGAGUUGCUUCGGCAGUACAGCUACCUGGGAGAUGGUACAUUUUUAGUCCGGGAAAGUGACACAUUUGUUGGAGAUUUCUCUCUUUCAUUCUGGAGACAGGGUCGUGUGAACCACUGCCGUAUCAAGUCCAGGCAGGACAGAGGCCAGGUCAAGUAUUAUUUGAUAGACGCUGUAACUUUUGACAGUCUGUAUCACCUCAUUGUGCACUAUCGUCAGUUCCCGUUGAGAAGUUCAGAUUUUACUCAAGUCUUGAAGGAACCAGUUCCUCAGCCUCAAAGUCAUGAAGGGAAACCAUGGUAUCAUAAAGAAAUGAGCAGAGGGGAAGCAGAAGAGUUGUUGAAGAGAAUACCAAAAGAUGGAGCUUUUCUGGUCAGACACAGCGUUCAGGAUCAGCAAUCUUAUGCUAUAUCUUUCAGGGCUGAGGGUAAAAUCAAACAUUGCCGUAUCAAGCUUGAAGGCAGGUUGUUCCUCAUUGGUAAUGCCCAGUUCGAGUCUCUUUGUGAACUAGUUCAGUACUAUGAGCACACACCCCUGUAUAAAAAAAUGAAACUCCGGCAGCCAGUAAACCACCAGCUGGUGGAGAUGACCAAUAUGACUCCAGAUGAUACUGGUAUCUAUGGGGCCCCUGACUUGUAUAUAAACCCUAAUGACUUCACCACAAAGCCGCCAGAUGAAAGUGAUAUUUAUGACUCUGGCAUUUAUCACCAACCUAAUGAUUUUGUCAGUAAGUCUCCAUCCAUAAAGAGUUCGUCUUCACUCAAACUGAAGUUUCGUCUGACACGUUUGCGAGUGAAAGCACUUCAUGAUUACAGUGCCAAUCGCAGUGAUGAACUGUCUUUCUGUAAAGAUGCAAUCAUAACAAAUGUUAGCAAACAAGAUGGUGGAUGGUGGCGUGGUGACUAUGGGUCCAAGAAGCAGCUUUGGUUUCCUGCCAACUAUGUUGAAGAGAUUGACACACAGGCUGAGAACCCAGCAGAGUCAAACCCACUUGGAGUUCUACAACAAGGAGCCAUAGAUGUUCAAGGAUGUAUUAUAGAUGUACUACAACCCCGGGGUAACAGAUUCUUGUUCAGAAUAGCACCAAUCAAAAACAGUCCGACCAUUGAAAUAGCUGUGGACUCGGAGGAGGAUAUGAAAGACUGGAUUGAGAAGAUCUCUAUAUCAUCAUCUACAGCUCUGCAGAGGUUCAAAUUGCAGACCACCGGACAGAAACAACUGGAGAGGACGAUGAGGAUUGCAAGGGAGUUUUCAGAUUUGAUUGUGUACUGUCGAGCUGUGCCUUUUAAUCCUGAUGAGAUCCCUGGACCCUAUUAUGAGAUGUCAUCAUUUCCAGAGACGAAGGUGGAGAAGUGGGUCAACAAACACAGAGCUAAACAAUUUAUAGCCUACCAUAGAAAACAGCUGAGUCGUGUGUAUCCCAAAGGUCAGAGGGUAGACUCGUCCAACUAUGAUCCAGUUCCGAUUUGGAAUUGUGGGUCCCAAAUGUUGGCAUUAAACUACCAGACCCCUGACAAGUCAAUGCAGUUGAAUCAAGGUCGUUUCCUCAUGAACGGAAGGUCUGGCUAUGUCCUCCAACCAUCAGUUAUGAGAAGUGAUUUGUACAGUCCUUAUGAAAAGAAGUUUUUAUCUGCACUGAAUGUUGAGCCUUUGACUCUCACUAUCAAUAUCAUGGGUGCUAGACAUUUAGUGAAACAGGGUCGUGGUGUAGCCAGUCCAUAUGUGGAAAUUGAAAUUGUUGGCAUGGAAUGUGAUAAUCAAAAGUAUAAAACAGCCCCACACGUGGACAAUGGUUUGAAUCCUAUCUGGUCAGACUCGUGCGUGUUUGAUAUACUAUGUCCUGAGUUAGCUCUCAUCAGAUUUGCUGUGAUGGAUGAAGAUAUAUUUGGUGACCCCAACUUCUUGGGUCAGGCCACAUACCCAGUGCCAUGUAUAAAAUCAGGCUACAGAGCUGUGCAGCUGUGUAAUGGCUACUCUGAAAAACUUGAGUUGGCUUCACUUCUUGUCUAUGUGGAAAUGAGAAACCCUAAGGAAGGAGAAGAAUCUGACAUCUAUGCCAGCAUACAAGAGUUGAAGGAAGAAUCUGACAAGUUGGCAGCAGAGCUUGAAACACUGGAGAUCAGGGGAGACAGGGAGCAUGCGAAUGUGGUGAAGAAAGAGCUGCAGGAGACACAGGAACGUCUGCUGGCCAAACACCAGGAGAGGCAGUUGAGAAAGUGUGGGUCAAGGCAUCAAGUCAAAUACAUUCGUCAAUCCAACGCUUGAUGGUCCUCAUGGAGUUCAGACUAGUCCAGUCAGUGUUGAUUAAAGCUUACAAUGUUGCUUUACAGAGAUCACUAACAAAGUGAACUAACCUGGAUGUAUUAGAGCUUUGUUACAUUUGUUAUGCCAUUGAAAGAUUAUUUUUUUGUUGAUAGAAUUAUUAUAUAUAACUGAUGAUGUUAAAAUUCGCCCAGCUUGAAGUGAAUGUGUUUUGUUUUUUUUAUUUUUCAUCUUUGUUGUUGCUAAAAGUGUAAUAAGUUUGUUUUUUGUUUUUUUUUUGCUACUUAUGCCACUAGACUGAAUGCAGUGGAUAGGAUUAAGCUCAAUGCUGGACUAUGCAGUGUUGGUUACUGUGCGCAUCAUUUCAUGAUUAACUUGGAAGAGAACUUGAGAGCAAAUAGUUUCCAUCUCCUGGGAAGUCAGAAGUUUUGCUUGCACAAAAAAGAAUUUAAGCUUGAACUCUUUUGGUUUGAUUUUGGUAUUCGUUAUCAGCUUUCAAUUUUUUUUAGUUCCAACUUUUUAAAAUUAUUCAAAUUUAAAGUUAUAUUUUUUCUAAGUCUGCUUUCAUUUUCUUAUAAGAUCUUCGUACAGAUUUAAUCAUGCGCUUUAUUUAAAUAUAGAAAAAUUUCAAAUCUUUUUGAGUUAGUCAUUUAUUUUUAUAUUGAAAGCUCUCUUUGUUAUAUUGAAAGCUCUCUUUGUUAUAUUGAAAGCUUUCUUUGUCUUGAAGAUGUCUAUAAUAUCUCUUUCAAAUAAUGGUAUGCUGAAACCAAUACAAGUUCUACAGAUGUAUGUUGGAUAGUAAAUAUAAUGAGAUGAUGGGUUGGGGAGGGGGUGUUGCAUCAGCAUAGUGUUGGUUUGAUUGUGUGAUGUGAUUACUUGAAAUGUUUUCUAAAAAGAGCAUGUUUCUAUUAUUUUGGAGUGCUGUGCAUAUGUAGUGUAUACUUAGAAUCAUUGCUUGUUGAGUAAACAUAAUACUUGUGAUAAGAUAAACAUUUGAUUGUUCAUUAACUCCCUUUUUUUUUUUAUAAGUGUGUCUGAUAGACACCUUCUCUUGACCAUUAUGUAUGUAUACAAGUGACAUGAUGAUAUCAUAGUUUACACUAGUUCAGAUAUUAAUCAGAAAUGUAUUUUUAGAUAAGCAGAUCACAUGAACAGAAAGAAAUAGAAUGCUCUCACGUUUAUUGUAUUUAAGUUACGUAUUCUGUACAAAUUUAACCAUACACUAAUAAUGUUUUCCUAUUAUGCUAAGAAAUAAACAACAACUAUGAUAGAUUUGUUUUGCUCUGACACUCUUCUACACAAUGUAUUUCAACCAGACUCAUUUCAAAGUCUGGAUUCUGAAAUUCUUUUUCCAGUUUUGUAUUUUUUUGUAAUAUUGGAAAGUUGCAGAAUUUUCAUGGACUUCUUGAAAACUUGGGGAUUGAGUGACAAUCCCUUAGCAUUCAUGUCAUGUUCUGAACAAAUAAUUAACAAAAGAAAGAGGACAUGGUAGAUUAGUGGUAGAGUGAUUGGUUGUACAGCUGAUUGUUUUGAACCGGUUCAAACCUUGUUGGAGUUAUUUGGGUUCUAUUUCUUUUCAAGCAAGUCAUCAUCAUUGAAUUUUUUGUUGUUGAUAUUUUUGAUGUUGUUACAGUAUGAUCACGACUAUAAGAUCAUGACAAUGUGUCUGGAGGGUCAUGACCAUGUAUCUUUUUCUGUCAUGAUUCUAAUGUCCUGUCAAGUUGCCAUUUUUCCCAUAUGGGUCCUAACUACUUCAAUUCAUAUAUUGAUGUUAUGUGUACUCUGUGAUGUCUACAUUAUAGAGGUUUGUGCAAUUCACUUAGUGCUAGUAUUAUAUGCAGUUGUUAGUUCUUGCCAGACUGGCAGUCCAAUGAGUAUUAAUAGACAUUCUCAUUUAGAAGUAUUGCACUAUUGCUAACACUAAUAAACCAACCAAAAUAUUUGCAUGCAAAGAUCACCGUGGUGCUCAGGGUGUAAAUGCAUACAAUACAUUAUCACCUUUCUCUUGUAAAUUGUUAAGACAUUGGAAUACCAGAUGCUCUCAGAGAUGUUAAUCAAAAAUUAUAUUUUCAUUGCCAUAUAGAGUUGUUGUUUUUUAAUCUUAUUAUUACUGUACAUAUAUUUGUUGUGGUCAAUUUUUUGUUUGCUCUUAAGAUUUCUUGUUGCAAAUAUUAAUGACACUUUUAUUAUUAAAAAUAUCUAUCAGGAUUACUAUUGACACUAUUAAUAUUAAAGACUUAAUACAUACUUGUUGUAUAUGACAUGUGGCCUAAGUAUAAUUGUUUAAACUUGAUUAUUGCUGGAUGUUUUCUGUAACAUAACAUUGAAAGAGUUAAAUGUUCUAUAUCUAGGAUAAACUACACAGUUAUUGGCUGUUCUCCAUAGAGUUUGUUCUUGUGUAGUAUACUUCUAUACCAGUGCCGCGGCUCAUAGGUUUGUAUGGCUUGGUAUAGAAUUGAGAAACAAGGCUGAAUAAAUAUGAUGUUUAAUUCACUGGGGAAUUCUACAUUCCUGAGUUUGUAUUUUAUGUCUGUAUCUGGUGCAGUGGACACAAUGUGUUACCUCAAGCUUCUUGGCAUAAAAUAUGUUUAGGGCGCAACUUUGCUUACAUGGAGAUAUGUGAAUCUUUUUAGCUGGUCUUUGGUCCAGCCACACUAUAUGUGGCUUUAGGAUUAUCAACUAGCUUUCAUUAGCCGCUGAUUUCCUUUUCCCUUUCUUACCUAUAUCACAGCCUCAUCAUCAGCUUUCAAAAGAGUAACUUGACGCAUCUUUUGAUGAUUUUCAUAGUGAUAAAAUAAAAGCCAAUCUAUGCCUUUGUUAUUUUGACUUUGCAUAUUUUGUGAAUAAAUGUUGCUGCCCAGCAUAUUACUCCCCCUUCAAACAUGUCUUUGAUAUGAUUUUACUUUAUUCAUAAGUAACAUGUUAAUUUGUGUAUGUAUAAUAUAUAUAUAAUAGCCAACAAAGAGUGAGAGCAUUUUAUUAUAAAGUUUUUUUAUUUUGACAUUUACAAAUUUAUCUGGUAAUGAAGAAUAGAAGCAUUGGAAACUAUACUUUACACAUAAGGACCUAAACUUGGAAACUAUACUUUACACAUAAGGACCUAAACUUGGAAACUAUACUUUACACAUAAGGACCUAAACUUGGAAACUAUACUUUACACAUAAGGACCUAAACUUGGAAACUAUACUUUACACAUAAGGACCUAAACUUGGAAACUAUACUUUACACACAAGGACCUAAACUUGGAAACUAUACUUUACACAUAAGGAUCUAAACCUAACAGAACAUUUACAAAAGAUUAUAGAUUUCUUUCCUUUGUUGUGACUGUAUGUAUAAGGUCAUUUUAUGGUUGUAUAUGUGUGUUUGUUUCAGUUACAGCCGAGGGUCAUUGUUGUCUAAGUAAUUGAUAAUAAGCCUCUCCCAUUCUGUAAUGCAUGAACUUCUGUCGACAAAGCCAUAUGUUCAGUUUAGUGAGAAUUCUGCCAGCAAUGUCACCGUUGUCAUUCUUAAUUUGUAUCUAUGGCAAUCAAGAGCUUGCAGAUAUGAACAAAUAUAUCAAUAAGCAAUUAGUACUGUAUAAUUACCAUGAUUAGAGUUGAUGAGUGUAUUCAUACAGUAUUGUUUUUACUGUGUACAUUUUUCUUUGUGUACACAGAACUUCUGUAUGUACUUGGUAUUAAGUUUGUUGUAUAAAAAAAAAGUAUUGUCUAUGAUGGAGAUACACAUGGCUUUGUGAAUCAAAUUUUUUUUUGUAUGCAAAUGCUAAUUUCAGUAGUUGAAAAAAAUGCAGGUGUUGUCAAACCCUUAUUUUACUGUACCGGUAUUUCACUACAUUGACAUAAUUUAAUUUCUUAGAUAAGGUCGUUGUCACUUCUGUACAUGAUCUUAACCAAUUGCAAUAGUUUGUAGCAUUCAUAUUUCUGCCAUAAUUGUAGCUUUAUCAUGCAAAUUUCAAUUUAACAGUAUUUGAUCUAUUGAGCUUUAUUGAUAUACAGGUUAAACUUUUAUUCCGUUAUAAUGUAAUUGCACUACAGUUUCUAAAAAAACCUGGCAGAUGAUAUGAUAAGACACUUUUGUUUAUUCCUGAUGGAAGAGAAGUAAAUAUUUGUUGGUUGAACUCUUUUAGAUCUUAUAUUCAUUAACAAGAUUACUUGAUUGUGCUUUGGUAGUUAUCAGACAUAAAUAGAUAUUCCAUUCUCAAGUUUAUAGACAACAACAAAAAGUUGAUUGCCUUUUUAUAAAGUAACUGGUAGAAAGAGAGAUACUGCUGAGAAAUGUUUCCUGUAAAGAUUAGUUAAAUGAGAUGUAGUGUUUUCAACCAACUACUCUUCACUGACACCCCCCCCCCAAAAAAAAAAUUAGAGAUAUCACUUUGUAGGUGUGUGAUAGCCUUAGGCUGUUGACUGUUGUCUAAUACAAUUGUCUGUCUCUUUGUUUCCAAUACAAAAAGCACAAUAACAUAAAUAUUGAAAGAUAAUUUGUUAAAUGUCAAAGCUCUUCAUAAUAUUCAUUGAAUCACCAAAUUUUCAUUGUAACAGAAAGUUGUUAUUAUACUUUGUCUCUGACAUGUUUACAUCAAUUAUAACAAUCCUAUUACAAACUGUUCAAUAAGUAUGCAUUUGAGUCCAAUAGAGCUGUGACUUUUUGUUUUUGUAUUGGUUUUUUUUUUCUAAGAACGGAACAACAUUAAUUCCAUAUCAUGUAUUUAAAAUGUCAAGAAAUGUUCGCAGUGAGCAAUACUUUUACGUUUCUGAGGCUUUUUUUUUACAUCUAGAACUCAACCCAUAUACAAGAAAUGUACAUCUUAAUUAGCUGAAAUAUAUUCAUGAUGGUAUAAGAUGGUAACUUAACAGCAGUGCUGAAAUUCAAAUGCUUUCUGCUAAUGCUGCUAUUAUUUUCCCCCCCCCCCCCCCUUUUAACACCUAGAACAAUCAUGUUUUCUAUAUAAAUGUCAGCUAUGAAUCUUCAUCUGGUGUAUUCACAACAUCGUACAUUUUUUGUCAUUAAUUAGCAUACAUGUUCUCUGAUUGCGUUUGUCUUUAAUAUUUUCUUGUAGAAUUUUUAUUCUUUUCCUUAUCAAUGUGACCCAUUAGAGUGAAAAGUAAUUGUACUUGAAAUCAGAGACUAUGAAUUAAGGUCUGAUUGCUUCAAUUUUGUAUCUGUUUGAUGAUUUAGCUGAUUUCCUGAUUAAGAGAAUCUAUUUAAUUUUUUUUUUCAUUAUAGAAACAGUGUAUGGAUUGACAUAGUACUUUUUUUCUUUUACCUUUGACACAAACAGUGAAAACUAUAGUAUUAUAUUAUAGGAAAAGAAAGACAACCAGCCAAAAGAGUUGGGUUUUUUCCUAAAUUUUAUUUCUGAAAAUUAUUUUAAAACAUUCUUAAAAUGUUUAUGGAAAAAAAAACAUGACUAUAUAAUAUAUAUAUUUACACAUAAUUUAGAAUAUAUAAGAUAUAAUUUAGAACUCAGUGUAGAUAUCUAUUUUAAAUAAAAAUCAAAAACAUAAUUUAGUAAAACACAUUUUAAAAUCAGUUUGCUAGAAUGAACAUAUAUAUGUGUACAAGAAAUUUCUUUUCAAGAGACUACAAAAUGGUGACAUAAUUUAGGUCAACUAAAUAUAUACAAUUUCAACUGAAAUUAAAA
Molecule: messenger RNA, 9745 nt
Organism: Biomphalaria glabrata
Lineage: Eukaryota; Metazoa; Mollusca; Gastropoda; Planorbidae
Product: 1-phosphatidylinositol 4,5-bisphosphate phosphodiesterase gamma-1-like
Exons: 37
Coding region: 184-4107 (1307 amino acids)
Biological process (GO): positive regulation of epithelial cell migration; phosphatidylinositol-mediated signaling; phospholipid catabolic process
Molecular function (GO): calcium ion binding; protein binding; phosphatidylinositol-4,5-bisphosphate phospholipase C activity
Source: RefSeq, a predicted model, not a curated record